Sapajus apella (tufted capuchin) is the source of this 1282-nucleotide messenger RNA. Its product is annotated as golgin subfamily A member 6C-like. The transcript has 8 exons. Gene Ontology annotation, cellular component: Golgi apparatus; Golgi cisterna membrane; Golgi cis cisterna. Gene Ontology annotation, biological process: Golgi organization; spindle assembly. The coding region runs from base 7 to 951 and encodes 314 amino acids. The record is from RefSeq and is a predicted model, not a curated record. Lineage: Eukaryota; Metazoa; Chordata; Mammalia; Primates; Cebidae.
UUCAAAAUGGAGAAAAGACAGGACACAAUUAAAAUCGAGGAGCUGAAGGGGAGCCUUGCCCACCUACAAAACCAUCUGGCUGAACCCCCAAUCCCGAAGCCCCCAGCAGGGCACUCUGACUUGGAGAAGAACCUAAAAACUGAAACCAAGUACCUGAGAGACGAGCUGCGGGAACAGGAGAGACUGCAGGAGGCGAAAAUGUGGCUCCAGGAGCAGGAGAAGAACGAGAACAGGAGCGCACUGCAUUUGGAGCAGGAAGGAAAGGAGCUGCAGGAGAAGCUUGGCGAACAGGAGACGGUGCCACUUCUGAACACUGCUGGAGCCGGUGCCCAGGAGGAGCAGGCACGGCUCUGUGAGCAGCUCCAGAAACAACAGAUGUGCUGCCAGCACCAGGCACACCCAGUGGCCUCGGCCCUGAGGGAGCCAGAGGCAGCGGCCGCAGCCACAGGGACUGGGAGCAACCGUGGGUGUGGGGAGACCCAGCGGGCCCUGCAGGGCGCCAUCGACAAGCUGCAGAAUGACUUCAUGGCCGUCGUGAAGGAAAAUGCGGACCUGAAGGAGCGGGUGGAAAAACUAGAACUCGGAUUCAUCCAGCUCUCUGGAGAGAGAGACAUGAUAAGAAAGUCCAUCAAACCAAAUGACCAUCAGACAGCAGUGGCCAAGACCCAGCACCAGAAGAACGAUGUUAGCAUGAUGUCCGAGGCCGAGGAGGGGAUGAAGGUGAAGCCGCUGGAGCUGCAGGGCCCAGUGAUGCAGCUUAUGAUCGGCCACGAGGUCCAGCACCCUGCUAAUGAUUCCACUCCAGGGGCCCCAGCCCCCCAGGAGCUUGGUGCUGCUGACAAGGAUGAAUUUUAUGAGAUGAGCCCGGACGACGACAGCGACAGCCUGGAGCCUGCAGUAGGGAGGGUACACCACACCCCACUGCACCGCAGAUGGCUCAAGGCUGUGUGAGCUGCGGGAUGGCCAGCAACACCGACCCUUGGGCAGCAGUCCCUCUAUGCCAUGCUUUUACCCCACUGCUGCGAAGGAGGAGGUAAACAUCACCAUCAGCUAAGAGCUGGCCAAGAAAUUUACGGAAGUAAAGGAACAAAGUUAUACAGUUAAUCUUCUACAUGUUACUUUAUUUCAAUGUUAGAGCCACUCAUGAUGAUUUGUGUUUCUAAUUUAUAGUUUAUUUGUAAAAAGUUAAAGGACAGUGGGUCUUCGUGUGGCUUUCACUGAUGUUCACUCUGGCAUCCUUUAGCAUUUUUCAUUUUUAAUUUGAUAAUUGUAGGUCAUUAGC